Molecule: messenger RNA, 3146 nt
Organism: Branchiostoma belcheri (Belcher's lancelet)
Lineage: Eukaryota; Metazoa; Chordata; Leptocardii; Amphioxiformes; Branchiostomatidae
Exons: 15
Coding region: 1-2820 (939 amino acids)
Molecular function (GO): protein binding
Source: RefSeq, a predicted model, not a curated record
AUGCUGUUUAAACCACCAUCUAGGGGGACGCUGCAGGGCAGAGCCACGCUAGGACCAGGAGGGCCGGAGCCGCGCACGGGAGGGCAGGACCGACGCCAGAGACAAUCGGACCUCGGCAGGUCGACUGUGGGACCAGAACGCUGCGAGAUCGAAGCUGGAGAGCCGCACCGGAGAGGCGGGAGUCUGAUGAUGGAGGUGCGGACUGCAGGGCCGGGAGAGCCAAGACCACGAGGCGUCAGGGCCGUGACCGGGAGAAGACCUGGGCGGCCAGCCGGACUGCAGAACCAGAGGAGUCGGCCGAAUGAGUGUGCCUGUGUAAUGCGGUCCACGUGGGACAUCGAAGCUUGGCGAUGGAGAGGUCAAUUACCGCCGCGCCAUCCGAUCCCAGAAGAGCGGCCCGUCCGAGUCAUAACCCAAACGGGAACCCCUGAAGCGACGCCAUCUUCGCCGGACACCCUUCGACUAAGGACCGACCCAUGCGGCACGGGCCGUCCCUUGGUGAUGCAGGGCUACACCGGAACCUUCUCCAGCCCCAACUACCCCCAAAAUUACCCUGCCAAGAGAACAUGCAGCUGGCGCGUGAAGAGUGACGCUCGAGGGAGACAGCUCUGGUUGGUCUUCGACGAUCGCUUCAGCAUAGAACAUUACAAGAAGUGUGAAUAUGACUAUCUCAAGAUUUAUGAUGGACCAGACGAGAACGCUCCAUUAGUGAAGACGCUGUGUGAUGAGGAGGCCCCACCUCCCGUCAACCUCACCGGGAACGACGCGUUUGUGAAGUUCAAAUCAGACCAAGCCAUCACCAAGACGGGGUUCAGGAUCACCUGGCGCACCUGUCCGCCCAACAUGCUGCUGUGUGACGUGGGGAGUGUGUGUUUGAGACCGGAGAACAGGUGUGACAUGACGCAGCACUGUCAGGACUGGACGGACGAGCUCAACUGUGUUUAUGGUCAACAAAACGCGUGUGGCGGACAGGUCCUGGCGGACGGGCCCGGUAACAUCACCACCGUGAACUACCCCGUGUUUUUCCCGCCCGGCCUGAGCUGUACAUGGAACAUCGUGGCGGCCCCGGGCAAGCGGCUCCGGGCCAGCUUCACGGGGAUAUUUGACGUGCCUUGCCUUACUGCUGUCAAGGUUCGCGAGGUGGGCCCCACUAGAAAUAAACCCAACAAGGCCAAUGGUAUUUCCACAUUCUGCGGCAGACGGACACCUUCAGACAUCAUUGUAACUGUGAAAGAACGUCUCAGGGUCCACUUCCAGCCGCCAAUGGUCAUUCCCGGGAAGGGCUUUGCCCUAACCUGGGAAACAAGCUGCCAGGAGAACUACUUCUCGUGCCCGGAGGGAAGCUGUCUCGUGCCAGAAAAGGUGUGUGAUGGGGCGGACGACUGUCAACAGGGAGAAGAUGAGAGUUACCCCGCGUGUCCAACUACUGCUCCCCCAACUUCCACUCCUAUCGUGACUACUGGCAAUGACGGAAAGCCUGAGAGUGAGACGGCGCUUACAUCCAACACACUUGCAUCCAACACACUUGCAUCCAACACAGUCACACCUGGAAAGUGGUCUACAGACUACCACACCGCUUCACAGACUGGUCCCAUCCGUCAGAAGACCAUACCGAGUGCUACUUCAACCACACAGCAUGGCUUGAGUCCCACCUCAACCGUGCGGGAAGGCAUUUACAAGGCUUCAUCUGCAACACCUCAGGCUUGGACAAACAUGACAGUUACCUGGGCUUGGAAUGGUACCCUGGGAGGUAGUACCAGCCUCACAACACAGUCACUUGACACCUACCCCAGCCGCCAGUGCUACUCGUGCCAUGAUGACGGAGCCUGUGCCAGCCCGGUAGACUCUGCAGUACCCGUCACCGAAUGUCUGGAUGAUCAGGCUUGCUGGGUUAUCGAGGUGGACCCAAAUGGAAACGAGCUCGAGUCCGAAGACACUUCCACAUUCUGCGGCAGUCAAACACCACCAGACGUCAUUGUGACUGACAAGGAAAGGCUCAAGAUCGACUUCCAACCGCCAAUGGCCAUUCCCGGGAAGGGCUUUGCCCUAACCUGGGAAACAAGCUGCCAGGAGAACUACUUCUCGUGCCCAGAAGGAAGCUGUCUCGUGCCAGAAAAGGUGUGUGAUGGGGCGGACGACUGUCAACAGGGGGAAGACGAGAGUGAGUUCCUGUGCGCAGACACUACUGCUUCCCCAAGUACCACUCCUAUCGUUACGACAUAUGCAGCGACUACUGACGUUGACAGGACGCCAACACCUACACGCGAGGCUGCCACACCUGGGAACUGGCACAACUACACCACAACAGUAGGGAAAGGCAUUCCAAAUGCUUCAGCUCCAACCCCACAUUGGACCGGUAGCCUGGCAGACAGUACCGUGUUCACGGCACUGCCAAGUGAUGACUACAGCAUCGAAAACAUCGACACUUACCCCAGCCGCCAGUGCUACUCGUGCCAUGAUGACGGGGCCUGUGCCAGCCCGGUAGACUCUACAGUACCCGUCACCGAAUGUCUGGAUGAUCAGGAUUGCUGGGUCGAGCGCAUCCUGGGCCCUGGGAGGCAGAAGGAGAGGAUCGUGUACCGCCGGGGCUGCGGCUCGCUCUGUCCGGAGUACUGGGAACAGGAGGACUGCAUGGACGGCUGGGUGCAGGUCUGUAAGGUGUGCUGCAGUGAGGACCUCUGUAACAGUCAGCUGCUGAACGGAGACGACAAGCGCUUCUCCAACCAGGUGUCCGAGCCCAACAUGGUCGGAGUGUUACAGCCCAACUGGAUCCACCUUCUCGUGGCAUCUCUGUCUACCGUCUGCAUGUUCACAGCCUAGCUGACUCCAGAUCUGCCGCAUUGAAAUUGGUUAAAGCCCUUGUCACGCAGUCAGGGCCUUAAUUCCCACGACUUGCUCCCGAUACUCCCCAACCAGUCAACGUCGGCGCUGAAUUGGGAGUAGCCUGAAACACGUAUAAUUCUAGUUCCAGUUCGCUACUGUGGUCGCAUGCAUGGAGAAUUUGACUUUUCCUAAUUCAAUUCUUCAAAAUUCAUAGUUGGUCGGCGUAGAUGACUUCAAGUUUAAGUCUAGUAGGCAACCUGGCCGAUCUACUCCCAACUACCACGAUUGACGGCCAACUCCCAACCAUGGUCUGGAGAAGGCCU